AUGGUCCGCAUGCAGGUCCGAGCCGAUACGAGACCGCUUGCUCAAUCCACGCCGUAUGUUGGAGGCAGGAAGGGCGACAACUACCGCUUCACAGUCCUCGCAGACGGCGUGCUGAGAUAUGAAUGGGCGCCCGAUGGCAAGUUUGAAGACCGCCCGUCGGCGUUUGCUGUUCACAGAGAACCUCAGGGCCUGCUCUACUACAGAGUACGAGAGUCGGCCAGUCGGCUCGAAGUCAUCACCUCUCGCUUCCACAUGACGUACAACAAGCAGGAAUUCACGCCUUAUGGCUUCUUCGCCGUCGUCCCUGGAUACGCGGCUCACACCUGGCGCUAUGGGGAACCAGGCCAGAAUCUCGGAGGAACGUGCAGGACCCUCGAUGGUGCGGACGGCCGCAUUGCUGUCGGCCCUGGGGUUGCGUCCCGUGACGGGUUCGCCAGCAUCGACGAUUCUCGCUCGAUGCUCUUCACCGAGGCUGGCUUCGUGGCUCCGCGGCAAGCCGGAAGGGACCGUGUGGACGGCUACCUCUUCUGUUACGGCCGCGACUAUCGUGAAGCCGUGAGGGCUCUUUACAGAAUAUCUGGCCCGCAACCCGUCCUGCCACGAUGGACGCUGGGGAACUGGUGGAGCAGAUACUACGAGUACACUGCCGAGUCGUACUUGGAACUCGUGGACAUGUUCAAGAGGAUUCGCGUUCCACUCGCGGUCGGCGUAAUCGACAUGGACUGGCACAUUGUCAAAGGCCCUGAGGUUGCUGCCGCCGGCGCAACGGGAUGGACCGGAUAUACCUGGAACAGGAAUCUGUUUCCGGAUCCAAAGGCCUUUAUCCAGGCCCUUCACGACCGGAAACUCAGGACAGCACUCAACGAGCAUCCGGCCGAGGGCAUCGCCAACUACGAAGACAUGUACGCGUCCGUGGCCCAGGCCCUCAACUUCGACACCUCGAACAAGGAGACAAUUCCGUUUGAUUGCGCGGACCCCAGAUUCCUCAAGGCUUAUUUUGACAUUCUCAUCAAGCAUCUGGAAGACGACGGCCCUGACUUCUGGUGGAUCGAUUGGCAGCAGGGUCCGUAUUCUCGAUUGCGAGACCUCGAUCCGGUGUGGCUCCUGAAUCACUUCCACUUCCUGCACAACCAGCGACUCCAGGCGGAGAGAGAGCCAAGCGAGCGCCCCAUCAUACUCUCGAGGUACGCAGGUCCCGGAAGCCAGAGAUACCCGAUUGGCUUCUCGGGAGACACCAUCGUGUCAUGGGACUCGCUGGCCUUCCAGCCCGAGUUCACAGCAACGGCGAGCAACAUCGGCUACGGCUGGUGGAGCCACGACAUUGGCGGCCACAUGGCCGGCGUUCGGGACGACGACCUCACGUCGCGCUGGGUGCAGCUUGGCGUCUUCUCCCCCAUCAUGAGACUGCAUUCCACCAAGACGCGGUGGGUGUGCAAGGAGCCGUGGAAGCUGCCCGCCGGCUCCGGACAAGGUCCUCGGGAAGUCGUCACCAAGCUCAUGCGUCUGCGGCACCGGCUGGUUCCUUACCUGCACACCAUGAAUGCUCGCGCCGCCGAGGAGGGCUGUCCGCUGGUUCAGCCCAUGUACUGGGAGUACCCGGACAGGGAGGAGGCAUACAGAGUGCCCAACCAGUACUACUUUGGCACGGAAAUGAUGGUUGCGCCCAUCACGACGCCGCAGAACGCGGCCACAAAGACUGGCAAGGUUGAGGCGUGGCUGCCGCCGGGCCGACACAUCGACUUCUUCACGGGCGUCGUCUACGACGGCGACAGGUCCCUGUGGCUGAAUCGCACUCUGGACAACAUACCCGUCUUGCUGAAAGAGGGUGCAAUCGUGCCCCUCGACGCGAGCCUAGAGCCCGAGAAUGGCUGCGGCAACCCCGCCGGCUUCGAGGUUGUGGUCGUGGUCGGAGCUGACGGCCGUUUCGAGCUCUUGGAAGAGGACGACGACGAGCACGCCGAGGCCAGGUCCGACGAGCCGAUCUCUUGGCGCAGGACGCCCAUCUCCUUCACCCAGUCAACGGGGACAAUAACAAUUCAUCCCUCCGGGGAGGGCAGGGCCCCGAGACCUCGGGACUGGAGCAUCCGGCUGCUGGGGUAUACGCCCGCCCAGUCCCCAGACGUCCUCGUGAACCAGGCGCCCGUCAGGGCGGACAUGUCGCGGGCGGACGGGGCGUCAGGACUGCUGAUCCGAGUGGGCGAGGUUCCUCCCGGCGGGAGCGCCAUUGUCAAGUUCGGCCCCGAGGUUCGCCUGUCGACCAACGACCCUCUGGCGCUGGCGGACCCCGUCGUGUUUGCCGCCCAGAUUCCGUACGAGACCAAGAAGGCAGUGGAUCGCAUUUUGGGACGCGAGGGCGUGACCGCCGCGGUGCGUGCCUCCGAGGUGGACGCGACCGACAUGGACCCCGACUUGCGACUCGUGUUGAAGGAAUACCUGUUGGCUGACGGUCGGGUGUGA
Messenger RNA from Metarhizium album ARSEF 1941, 2457 nucleotides. Its product is annotated as Glycoside hydrolase, family 31. Lineage: Eukaryota; Fungi; Ascomycota; Sordariomycetes; Hypocreales; Clavicipitaceae. The transcript has a single exon. The coding region runs from base 1 to 2457 and encodes 818 amino acids. Gene Ontology annotation, molecular function: alpha-glucosidase activity. Gene Ontology annotation, biological process: carbohydrate metabolic process; N-glycan processing. The record is from RefSeq and is a predicted model, not a curated record.